Closterium sp. Naga37s-1 is the source of this 1047-nucleotide messenger RNA. NCBI's taxonomy places the organism in Eukaryota, Viridiplantae, Streptophyta, Zygnematophyceae, Desmidiales, Closteriaceae. The record is from the annotation of a GenBank genome assembly.
AUGAAGGGACGUCACUCUAAGAAUUCAUCUCGCGGAGGGGGUUCGUCUGGCCGCCUGGGUUUUUCUGCUGAGAAGCAGUAUCGCGUUGCGGGUUCUACGUUCCCUCCCUUGCCACUGGUCCGCGAUGAUCGUUUCAUUGAGAAGCAACCAGAAAUUCUUCCCGCUGCUGGCUCGGCGGUUAAGGGCUUUCGGGACGACUACAAGUCAUAUCUGAAGGCGAAGGCGAAACUGAAAAAGAUGAAGGAGCUCAACGACAAGGGCGAGAUACUUCACAGUAUCCGCACGAAGGCGGUGGAGUUCCAGACAAAGUACGCCACCAUCAAGGAGAAAUCUGCAGGGCUCGUCGCAGCAACGCAUCUGGAGAACCAGAAACGUCUCCAGGCGGAUUUCAUUUCGUCUAAAGAAGCGGAGGUCGAGGAAAUUCUGGCAGCGAGCAACUCGCAUGUCACGGUUUUGGCAACAAAGCUCGAGGAGUACAUACAAAGCCUUUCCGCCGACCCAGAGCUGGUGGUGUCUGACGCCGCCAAGGAGCGAUUUCGUCGCUUGAAGGGACGCUGCAUCGAAAAGGUUAACUCUGAGAUUGCUGCUGCUAAGGAUGAGAUCGUCAUCCGAGAACUGGAUCGACAGCGAAAGCAGGCCGCUGAGGACUUGAAGAAAGCCGCUGCCGCGGAGGAACUGAAGGAGAUGGAUACAGAGCUGUCGAUGGAGGAGAUCCUGAAGAACCACACUAAGAAGAUGGCGGAUCAGCUUCGCAGGGAGAUCACAGCGAGUGUUGAAGCCAAGCUAUCGAAGAAGUUCGAGAAGGAGCUCUCUCUGGGUGAACAGGAACCUACGACAGCCUCCAACGCGGACUCCAAGGCUAAGAAGGAGAAGAACGAUGCGCCUUCGAAGCCGAGAAGGAAGCGCGGAGCUAAGAAGCCGAAAACGCAGAACUCCAACGGUGACGACGGACAGCAGGGGAAAGGCGCCAACAACAACGACAAAUCCAGCGCCAAGGGUCCAAAAAACGGCGGAGGCGGCCCCGGAAAAGGGCCGCGCAACAAGUAA